UCAGUACCUCAAAACAUACCCCCACCUUUGCCAACAGAUUACACCAAAGUUGAUCUACCACAACUUAAAUCCGAUAUGCUAAAGUGGUAUUCUGUGAUACCACCAUCAGCUAAAGAUUGGUGGGAAAGCUUUUUGGAGGGGAUUGAAGACAACAUAUGCCAUGCUCAAGAAGACACUGAAUGCCCAAUCUAUUCUCUGAAAAAUAAUCUGCAGAGGCCAAUUACAGAAACAGAGGAAACUGCUGAGAUAUCUCAACGACUAAGAACAUUAAGGGAAAAGGAGUUGGCACCCCUAGAAGAGGUAAAUGAUUCUCUCAUUAACAAGAAAGCAAGUAACUCAGUCAUUAGGAACAAGGUCUCACCCAACCUCGUUCCCAGGGUCUCUCCGUCUGUCAUCUGGAAGAGACCCUGGCUGCGGCUGGUCACGUGCCUCCCAGAUUCUGGGAGGUAAAUUUAAUUGUAACUGUGAGAGGGGUGGGAAAGGAGCGUGUUUGUAGCGUUUUAAAAUUGCAACUUUGGGUGAUGAAAUUUACUGUAAAUUUGCAACAAGAAAUCGUAAUUAUAAAGAGAACUCUUGAAUUAAUAUUUAUAUCGUGACGUUCUACUCUAUAAUCUGGUGUCGAGUUACAAUUCAAGCAAGUUGGAUCAGAUUUCAUUAUAGACUUGCCAAAGAAAGCACGCUUGCCGCUUGUGCAGCGUGGCAAUAUUAAACUGUGAUUAAACCUACAAGAAAAUAUAUAUCUCUAGACCGAACAGUGUGGUUGUUAUUUAUUUAGUAUUAAAGUUUAUCCUGAUACUCGGACCAAAGGAAUUUAUUUAUUGAUGAGAUGUGGAAUUGCAACGAAAUAGCGAGAUCUUUUGAUUUCCGAAAUAUCGCCAACUGUAUCCAGAUUGUUGAUCUGUAUAAAGGCCUUAUCAAAAAACUUAAAGCCCGUCAAAAGACUAUAAAAUUGGCCCUUGGCAUUGCUGAAUCCAACGAUCAUGGUAUAUGUCAAAGUAUAGCUGUCUGUUGAAAAUCUACGGUAUUAAAAUCAUACACCAAAGAUAAGUCAAACGGCAAAUUAUAUGUCACUAUAUUAUACAUGUCUUUCAAUGAGCACUGUUUGGUAGUGUUCACCACCUUUAUAAAUUUUGUAAACAGCUUUCGUUUUGACAUGAAUAAGCUUUAAUUUUUUGCUUUAUAUGCAUUCUUAAUAUAUACAAGUGAGAUUUAAAUUUUUGCUUUGUGAAAUAGAUACCGUUAUUUUUUAAUGUACAGCUUGCAUCGUCUAUAUCAUAUCCAGGAUUGCUUGUGUGUAAACGCAUUAUUCACCAUAUGACAUUGACACUAUCAAAUAAAUAUAAGUAGCAAAUGAUUAAUGAAUUAGAGAUAAACAGGUGAUUCACAAUGAAAACUUUAAAAAUGUUAGUAGAAGUAGAAAACUCGAAAAUUUAUGUCUAUUCGUAUGACGCCAAAAUGACGGUCUGUGCGCAUCUGACACUGUAAAUUUGUGAUAUAGAUUAUAGUAUAUUAGCACAAUAUAAUGAUUAAUAGAGACCAAGAAAAAGGCUAAAGUCUUACUAUAAUUACCGAAUACGAAUUUAUGUAGUAAAUCCAGAUAAAUCAAUGACUGAAAUUUCCUCUAUGCUUAUGGACAUUUCUCUGUUCGGCUAUUAUCAAAUGUUUACAUUUGCUAAUAUUUGGGCCAGUCCUAGACAAUACUGUUUCUUUUAAAAAUGUUAUAAACAAGACGCGUAGUAACAAGUGAAUCGGUGCAAAGCGUAUCAACGUUUACAAGAAAGGACCAAUGUAAUGGCCUAUUUUAAAAACAUUACAACAAACGUUUGUUAUAACCGCGCUCGAGUGUGAAGAGAGCAUGCAUUGAAUAACAACACGAGAGAGCAGUGCGAGUAACGAUUUGCUUGGUUUCUUGACUUGACUGUAAGUAAGAAUGUAACAAUGUUCUUGUAAAUUCAAAGCAAAGAAAAUAAACAAAAAUUAGCAAGUAUUUUGAACGUAAUAAUUCCCAAAAUCUAUGUUUUUAACGAAUAUCCCACUGGAAGCAUGUUGAUGUAAUUUGAUACUUUCCCCACACCCCCUCAGGCGCUAAAUUUUUGAUGAAGCACGUGACCAGCCGCAGCCAGGGUCUUUCCCAAAGAAAGAUCCUGGGUACGAGGUUGGGUCUCACCAUGGGCCUAUCUCUUAUAGUAAAAUGAUUUGGCAAUGUGAAUGUUAAGAGUACAGUCACUGAGCUCUCUUUCAAACAUCAGUAUAUGUUUAUAAAAUGAUUAUUUUUUUAGUUGUUGUGUAUUGGAAAUAUAGCCCAUGCUCCCCCUUCCAUCAAGAUCACUCUGCUGGGGAAUUUGGACAACUCGGCCCAAUGAACAACUCGGCCUAAUGAACAACUCGGCCUAAUGAACAACUCGGCCUAAUGAACAACUCGGCCCAAUGAACAACUUGGCCCACUGAACAACUUGGCCCAAUGAACAACUCAACCCAUACCUUCUUGGCACAAUUAUUAACUACUGUUUGAUAUAUUAGGAAAGAUAAUAUUUUAUAAAAGCUAGCACUAACCCAAUACAGCCAUUUGCAGUACAUUAGGCAUACAGAUGAGUAAAGUUUGAGAACAUUCAGUUUCACUUAAUUUGAUUAAAGAAUCUAUCAAAGUUUCAAAUUCUCAAUCUGUCCGUUUUGAUACUAAAUUACUGAUCAAUCAAAUUUCUCUCAAAAUUUGCAGAUAGAACCCAGUCACGGCUCAUUGUAGUAGGUUGUUUGGUGGUUAGAUUAGUCAGUUUACAAGCAGGGAGAGUUGGUCCUUGAAGGUGGGCCAAGUUGACUGUAAAGACUCUGCUGUCAUGCAUGCAUGACCAUACAAAACAAGCUUGCAAAUCAGCUAAUCUUUUCCUUUCAGAUUUAUACAGGACCAUAUCAACCGCCUGCUGUUCGUGGCAUUCGACAUGAUGACAACUAUCUUGAAGCACUUUCCCCUGGAGUGUUUGUGGCAGUAUAUAUUAGCAAUUACAAGAAGAAACCAGUCAUUGGAAAG
Molecule: messenger RNA, 3025 nt
Organism: Paramuricea clavata
Lineage: Eukaryota; Metazoa; Cnidaria; Anthozoa; Malacalcyonacea; Plexauridae
Source: the annotation of a GenBank genome assembly